AUUUACUUCCAUACCUGUGCUACCAGCUUCCGGCCUGUGUGUCACCUGGAGUCACUGUGGUCAUCUCUCCACUCAAAUCUCUCAUUGUGAACCAGGUCCAGAAACUCACUACACUGGAUAAACCAGCGACGAGCCUCUCUGGUAGUAAAAGUGACAGCGAAGCAGGGAGAAUUUAUAUGCAGCUCUCUCGGAAAGACCCCAUCAUUAAACUUCUCUAUGUCACUCCGGAAAAGGUGAGUGCAAGUCAGAAGCUGAUCUCCGCCAUGCAGAACCUGUACGAGCGCGGCCUUCUGGUGCGCUUUGUCAUAGAUGAAGCCCAUUGUGUCAGUCAGUGGGGUCACGAUUUUUGUCUGGACUACAAGAGGCUACAUGAACUGCGGCAGAAGUUCCCGAGUGUGCCCAUGAUGGCCCUGACAGCCACCGCCACCCCGUGGGUUCAGAAGGACAUCCUGAACCAGCUCAACAUGACCCGGCCACAGGUGUUCACCAUGAGCUUCAACAGAACAAACCUGAAGUACGCUGUCCUGCCCAAGAAACCCAAGAAGGUUGCAGAGGACUGCAUCGACUGGAUUAAGAAGCACUACCCGCGUGACUCCGGCAUCAUCGACUGCCUGUCCCGUAACGACUGUGAUGCCAUGGCUGAAGGUCUGCAGAGAGCUCACAUAUCCGCUCUGUCGUAUCACGCGGGCCUGAGUGACGGCGACCAAGAAUAUGUGUAGAGCAAGUGGAUCAACUAGGACGGC
Molecule: messenger RNA, 743 nt
Organism: Gasterosteus aculeatus aculeatus (three-spined stickleback)
Lineage: Eukaryota; Metazoa; Chordata; Actinopteri; Perciformes; Gasterosteidae
Source: RefSeq, a predicted model, not a curated record